UAGCAAGGUAUGGAUAGUAAGCAACAACAACAAGAGAAAUUACGUAAAUUAUUAAAACGAAAAAAUAUUUGAAGAAUUUGAAUAUUAUAAAAAAUUUUGAAAAGAAAAUUUUUCUUAGUGGAAAUAAUAGUGAAAAGGAAAUAAUACAGGAAAUAUUAAAUUACUAAAGUGAAAAUUCAAUAGUAAGGAUAUUGAAUUUUUGAAAUUACUCAAAGUUGUAGAAGCUACAGUGAAAUUCAAAAAAAUUUCCAAAUUUAAAAAAAAAGACAAUUUUUUAAAGAAUUUUAAUUUGACGAGAAAACAAAUAAAUUUCUAAAAUGCCUGAAUUCAUAGAGAAAGUUUCAAACUUAACUCCAGUUUAUGAAAAGAAACGUAAUCAAUCACCAACUGAUUUCGGUUUAACAAACCAUAUUCGUGGUGUAAUCGUCACCAAUGGAACUGCAAAUGAUCUUACUCCAGAAGUUAAAUCUUUCGUAGAAGAUGCUGUUUUAUUAUGUCAACCAGAUGCUGUACAUAUCUGUGAUGGAACUGAACGUGAAAAUCGUUAUUUGAUUAAAGAAUUAUGUGAUCAAAAGACAAUUAUUUCAUUACCAAAAUAUGAGAAUUGUUGGUUAGCUAGAACAAAUCCAAGAGAUGUUGCACGUGUAGAAUCAAAAACUUUUAUUUGCACUGAUUUCAUAAAUGAUACAAUUCCAACACCACAAGAUGGCGUUAAAGGAACUCUUGGAAAUUGGAUUUCUCCGGAAGAUAUGAAAAAAGCAGUUCAAGAUAGAUUCCCUGCAUGUAUGAGAGGCCGUACUAUGUACAUUGUACCAUUUUCAAUGGGGCCAGUUGGUUCACCACUUUCAAAAGUUGGUAUUGAAAUUACUGAUUCAGCUUAUGUUGUUGCUUCAAUGAGAAUAAUGACUAGAAUGGGAAAAGAAGUCUUAGAUCACUUAAGAAAUGAUGGAGAAUUUGUAAAAUGUUUACAUUCUGUUGGUAAACCGCUAAAUGGUAUUAUUGAAAUGGAAUCAUGGCCAUGUGAUCCAGAACGCACAAUUAUAUUGCAUAAACCAUCAGAAAAUUUAAUUGUAUCAUAUGGUUCUGGUUAUGGUGGUAAUUCAUUAUUAGGAAAGAAAUGUUUUGCUCUAAGAAUUGGUAGUACAAUAGCUAAACGUGAAGGUUGGUUGGCUGAACAUAUGUUAAUUAUGGGUAUUACAAACCCUAAAGGAGAAAAGAAAUAUAUAACUGCUGCAUUUCCGUCAGCUUGUGGUAAAACAAAUUUAGCAAUGAUGUCUCCAACAUUACCUGGAUAUAAAAUUGAAUGUGUUGGUGAUGAUAUUGCUUGGAUGAAAUAUGAUUCCGAAGGAGUACUUCGUGCCAUAAAUCCUGAAAAUGGAUUCUUUGGUGUUGCACCAGGAACAUCAAAUUCAACAAAUCCAAUUGCUAUGCAAUCAAUCUUUAAAAAUACAAUAUUCACAAAUGUUGCUUCUACAUCUGAUGGUGGCGUUUAUUGGGAAGGAAUGGAAAAUGAAAUUGAUGAGAAUAUUGAAAUAACAGAUUGGUUAGGUAAACCAUGGGAUAAAAAUUCUGGUAAACCAGCUGCACAUCCAAAUUCACGUUUUUGUACACCAGCAUCAAAUUGUCCAAUAAUUGAUUCAGCAUGGGAAGAUCCAAAAGGUGUACCAAUAAGUGCAAUUCUAUUUGGUGGACGUCGACCAGCUGGUGUUCCAUUGGUAUAUGAAGCAAAUAAUUGGACACAUGGUGUUUUUAUUGGUGCUUGUAUGCGUAGUGAAGCAACAGCUGCUGCUGAACAUCAAGGAAAAGUAAUAAUGCAUGAUCCAUUUGCAAUGCGUCCAUUCUUUGGUUAUAAUUUCGGUCAUUAUUUAUCACAUUGGUUAAGUAUGGAGCAACGUGGAAAUGUACCAAAAAUUUUCCAUGUUAAUUGGUUUAGAAAAGGUAGUGAUGGUAAAUUUAUGUGGCCAGGAUAUGGUGAAAAUUCAAGAGUUUUAGAUUGGAUUGUAAGACGAAUUGAUGGUGAAGAAUGUUAUAGAGAUUCAGCAAUUGGAAGAAUUCCAACUGUAAAUGGUCUUAAUUUAAAUAAUUUAGAAUAUAAUGUUAAUAUUAGUGAAAUAUUUUCAAUACCAAAAGAUUUUUGGAAUCAAGAAAUUAAAGAUAUUCAAAAAUAUUUUAAUGAACAAAUUAAUACAGAUUUGCCUAGUGAAAUUAAUGAAGAAUUAAUAAAAUUAGGUUUAAGAAUAGAAGCUUUAUAAAUAAAUUUUUAAUAUAUAGUUAA
Messenger RNA from Condylostylus longicornis, 2275 nucleotides. Its product is annotated as phosphoenolpyruvate carboxykinase [GTP]-like. Gene Ontology annotation, biological process: cellular response to dexamethasone stimulus; gluconeogenesis; response to starvation. Gene Ontology annotation, molecular function: GTP binding; manganese ion binding; phosphoenolpyruvate carboxykinase (GTP) activity. Bases 318 to 2252 code for a protein of 644 amino acids. The transcript has 2 exons. Gene Ontology annotation, cellular component: cytosol. NCBI's taxonomy places the organism in Eukaryota, Metazoa, Arthropoda, Insecta, Diptera, Dolichopodidae. The record is from RefSeq and is a predicted model, not a curated record.